UCUUGAAACCAUUGCCAUAUUUUGAUUGCGGCAGUAUGGCGCCACGUAAAGGAAAAGUCCAGAAGGAGGAACAGAUCCAGCUGGGACCUCAAGUUACUGAGGGAGAGAAUGUUUUUGGAGUGGCACAUAUCUUCGCCAGCUUCAAUGACACAUUCGUACAUGUUACUGACCUUUCCGGAAAAGAAACCAUCGUCCGUGUCACUGGUGGUAUGAAGGUAAAAGCCGAUCGUGAUGAGGCUUCACCGUACGCCGCUAUGUUGGCUGCCCAGGACGUAGCAGAAAGAUGUAAAGUCCUUGGCAUCACCGCUCUUCACAUCAAGCUGAGGGCCACUGGUGGAAACAAAACUAAGACGCCCGGACCUGGUGCACAGUCUGCCCUGCGAGCUCUGGCUCGUUCCGGCAUGAAGAUUGGCAGGAUCGAGGAUGUGACUCCCAUCCCAUCUGACAGCACAAGGAGGAAGGGUGGUCGUAGAGGACGACGUCUGUAAUUUAAGAUGGUUUAUAACUGUACAGUGAAAAAAAGUGUAAAAUAAACAACAAAAAAAGAAGA
Lineus longissimus is the source of this 550-nucleotide messenger RNA. RefSeq names its product small ribosomal subunit protein uS11. Gene Ontology annotation, biological process: translation; ribosomal small subunit assembly. The record is from RefSeq and is a predicted model, not a curated record. Bases 36 to 488 code for a protein of 150 amino acids. Gene Ontology annotation, cellular component: cytosolic small ribosomal subunit; ribosome. The transcript has 4 exons. Lineage: Eukaryota; Metazoa; Nemertea; Pilidiophora; Heteronemertea; Lineidae. Gene Ontology annotation, molecular function: structural constituent of ribosome.